UAUAAAGAAGGUAAACGCCUCCAAAGGGACUACUAUCCUGUCGAAACGUCGUGGCGUUAUUUUGGAGGAGAUGGAACGCCUUUUACUCAUUUGGAUUAAGGAUAAAGAGAUCGCUGGUGAUUCAGUCACUGAAGCAAUAAUCUGUCAGAAAGCGUGCGCUGUUUAUAAUGACUUAAAGACCGCACCUGAAGGGAACGCGGAAGUGGAGAGCCAUCUCGCCGCCGAGGAAGAAUUCAAGGCUUCUCACGGUUGGUUCGAAAAGUUCAAGAAACGGACCGGUAUUCAUUCUGUUGUUCGUCACGGGGAGGCUGCAAGUUGUGACGCCGAGACUGCCAAGGAAUUUGUUCAGCAUUUUGAAAACAUCGUGGAGGAAGGAGGCUACGUGGAGCUGUCUCGGCCGCCUCCGUUCGCCAUGCACCCUAAGUUAAGAACGUGGCUCGCCGCAUCCUCCCUCGGCUCGCCGUAUUCCCUCCUCCUGCAACACCCGCUGUCUCGUUCACCACUCUAAAUCAAGCACGGGCUCGCCGUGUCCUCCUGCAACAUGCGCUGUCUGCUUCGUCUCCAUUCACCGCUUUUACGUUAAGGUGACAAUAAAAAUGCUUUUUUCAAACCACUGAUUGUUGUUAUUAUUAUUAUUAUUACGACUUUUAUUCAUAAUUUAUUUGUUUUGCUUUGUUUAAUUGCUAUUUGUAAU
Molecule: messenger RNA, 694 nt
Organism: Corythoichthys intestinalis (scribbled pipefish)
Lineage: Eukaryota; Metazoa; Chordata; Actinopteri; Syngnathiformes; Syngnathidae
Product: tigger transposable element-derived protein 1-like
Exons: 3
Coding region: 71-508 (145 amino acids)
Source: RefSeq, a predicted model, not a curated record